Molecule: messenger RNA, 1368 nt
Organism: Lagenorhynchus albirostris (white-beaked dolphin)
Lineage: Eukaryota; Metazoa; Chordata; Mammalia; Artiodactyla; Delphinidae
Product: olfactory receptor 5B21-like
Biological process (GO): G protein-coupled receptor signaling pathway; sensory perception of smell
Cellular component (GO): membrane
Molecular function (GO): olfactory receptor activity; odorant binding; G protein-coupled receptor activity
Source: RefSeq, a predicted model, not a curated record
AUGGAGGGGGUGGGAAAAGAAGAGGGCAAGGUCCGAGCUAGGAAGGCAGAAGGCAGCCUGAAUUUAGAUGGAGUGGCUGAUGUGACAUUAACAUCAGGUGGCCCCAAACUUAGUAAAGAAGAUGAUGUCAUCCGCGGAGAGUGCAGAUACCUCAGUGGGGCUGAGGACUUAAGAGAAGUUCGGGAAAUUCUGGGGAAAUUGAUGGAUGGAAAUGAGUCAGGAGUGAAGUCACAGCUUGAUCUUGUGAGGAGCCCAACGGUGAAGGAGCCACAGAAGUCAAAGCAGAAGUAUCCCCAUAGGAAUGAAGAACCUUUGAGAGGGAAGAGGAAGAAGAUAAAUCCAGGAGCACGAGGAAAUGAUGAGUUAGUUAUCCGUUUAGCUAAAUUGAAGUUAACCUCAGUGGAGAAUAGCACAGAAGCAACAGAGUUCAUCCUCUUGGGAUUCACAGAUGACCCCAACCUCCAGGUUCCCCUCCUCCUGGUAUUUUUGUUCAUCUACCUCAUCACUUUGGUUGGGAAUAGGGGGAUGGUGCUGGUCAUCUACGCAGACUCCCACCUCCACACUCCAAUGUACUUCUUCCUCAGCAACCUUUCCUUUGUCGAUCCGGGUCACUCCUCAGCCGUAGCUCCCCAGACGUUGGCUGCACUGCACUCAGGAAACAAACUCACCUCCCACAAUGGAUGUGCUGCUCAGUCCUUCUUCUUUGUGGGUUUUGCCACCGUCAAGUGCUACCUCCUGGCCUCCACGGCCUGUGACCCCCGUGCAGUGCUGUGUAGGCCCCUUCAUUACACCAGCACCAUGAUAGCAGGUGUGUAUGCCCUCCUGAGGAUGGGCUCCUAUGUCUGUGGCUUCCUCAAUGCCUGUGGCUUCCUCGAUGCCUGUAUCCACUCAGCAGACACCUUCAGACUCUCCUUCUGUGGUUCAAAUGAGAUGAAUCACUUUUUCUGCGAAGUCCUUCCACUCCUGGCUCUCUCGUGCUCCAACACAAGCAUGAGCAAGCUGGUGGCCUUCUUUGUCGUGGGCUUCAGUGUCUUUUUCACCCUCCUGGUCAUCCUCAUCUCUUACUUCUUCAUAUACAUGGCUGUUUGACGGAGGCAUUCUGUGGAAGGAAGGAAGAACGCCUUCUCCACCUGUGCGUCCCAUCUCGCGGCCAUCUCCAUUUUCUAUGGAACAAUUAUCUUCAUGUACUUACAGCCCAGCUCCACCCAGUCCAUGGACAUGGACAAAAUAGCAUCUGUGUUUUACACGGUGGUGAUUCCCAUGCUGAACCCCUUGGUCUACAGUCUUAGGAACAAAGAAGUGAAACAUACUCUCUGGAAAAUACUCAACAAACUUAAUUCCCAGUCUUUAAGUGUGAGUAGGAAGUAG